Molecule: messenger RNA, 333 nt
Organism: Brenthis ino (lesser marbled fritillary)
Lineage: Eukaryota; Metazoa; Arthropoda; Insecta; Lepidoptera; Nymphalidae
Source: the annotation of a GenBank genome assembly
AUGGCUGCCUUUGUCCGAAAAUAUUUAAAACAUUAUUCAGUAUGUCUCGAACGAAAAGGUCACUCUGGUCCAAAACAAGUUUUGAGUGCAAUAAGAACUUGGGCACGUGGAGAGAUUCAAGAUGAUGCAAGAGAUCUAAGUGAAAUGAGUCAGCCAACAAUAUCACUUGUAUGCAAGCAAGUAGCUUUGGCACUAGUAGCACAUAGAGACCAGUGGAUUAAAAUGCCACAAAGUGAUAUAGAGCAGAACAAAGUGAUUGCAGAAUUCUAUUCAAUAUGUGGAUUUAGACAAGAAAGGAUACAGUUCUAUAAAUGUAUAAGUUGUGUCAAAUGC